GAGGGAAAGGUAGUAAAAAAUGAAAGGGUAACAUGGAACCCGGCAUAGCUUGCUGGCCAGAGAACCUAUGUCCCUCCUCAUAGGAGUGUCUGUGAUAUCCAUGAUCUGACUGCGCUAGUAAACAUUUCGCAGUGAGCACUGGUAAACAGACAGAUACACAUCCAGCCACCGUGGUCACAACCAAUGCCUAUUACUUGCAACAGGACUUUCCUUGGAGCUAACUGAGCAAAGAAUUCUUCUUGUCGACACCGGGAACUCUCGAGCGAAGUGCGGUUGUAAAGAGCCCGUGAAGUAAACACACGUGCAGCAGAUGUCAAGACGAAGUGGCUGUGUGAUUUACAAGUGCGUGGACAAACACUGAUUGCUUCUCAACUACACUUACAAGACUCAGUCUUGUUCAAUAAGAGUUGGAUAUAUUGCAACCGGUCAAACCACAAGUCACUUUUCUCAGGACAUUUCAGAAACACUCAAGGAUUAGAGAGUAAAAACAUAAGGUUUAACUCAUCAAGUACAAGUUUUACAAAAAUCCCUUUAGCAUCCACAUUCUUUUUCUGCCUAUGAGUAUGACUGUUUCGAGAGAAGCGAAGUUGCACAAGUUAUGAAUUGUUUUCACAGUCGAUACUAACUGUUAUAUUUUCGGGAAAAGGCAAUACAUCUGGCAAGGAGAGGUGACAACAACAAUGUGUAUUGUCCCCCGUAAACUGAACUAACCACAACUGGUCUGUGACGACCACGAACCGUCACACCGGAGGUAGUGCCAAACAACCAGCAGCAUUCGACGGUGUGUGUAACAAGAUAAGCCCCACGUUGGAAUGUCCCAUACAACACCCCACAUGACUACAGUCACCGUCUUGGCCAACUACCGAAAGAUCUGACAACAAUUUGGGAUUUUUUUUUAAGUUACCGGUGAGAACAGCGCAAGAAGCCAGCCGUGCCUACAGUCUACAUAGUGUGUAUACCUAACGGCUACCAUUUGAGUUUUCUUCAUCCAAAACGGCGAAGCGAAGUAGAGCAGUUUGUUUCAACAACAACAACAACACCGGCAGUCGUGGACCCACCAGCGCCGUCACCACGCCAGACCAGCACCGCGCGUUGACAACGGCCCCGCCGGCUCAAGCGUCGCGGAGCACGGCAGCCAGCAUGGUUCAGAUGUGCGCCGGCUGCAAGGGCCCAAUCCUGGACCGGUACCUCCUGAACGUGCUGGACCGGCCCUGGCACGUCAAGUGUGUACAGUGUUGCCACUGUAAAUCAAGACUGUCAGAAAAGUGUUUUUCCAGAGACGGGAAACUUUUCUGCAAAGCUGACUUCUCCAGGACGUACGGGACCAAGUGUGCCGGUUGCGCGCUGGGCAUUCUACCCAGCGAUCUGGUGCGCCGUGCGCGGAAUAAGGUGUUCCACCUGAACUGUUUCACAUGCAUGGUCUGCCGAAAGCAACUCUCGACGGGCGAAGAGCUGUACGUGGUGGACGAGAACCAGUUUAUAUGCAAAGAAGACUACAUCAGUAAAACCUACGGUAAGGGCCAAGUGCCAGAUCUAUUGGACUCCUACGGCGGCCUGACACCGUGCGACACCAGCUUAGCGGGCAGUCAGGACGACGGCUCGACGGGCGAGAUCUCCGGCAGCGAGGACCUGAUAGACAACGACAUGCCGGAACCCUCCCCGGCCCCCUCCAAUUCCCUCACCGACGAGGGCGACAGAACCAAAGAGACGAACAAUAAUAACAACCCCGACGGUAUCAAGAUCGAGCGGGACCGAGACAGCGAGGGCGGGACUGGGGGGUCAACAGGGGGCGUGUCUGGAGCCAAGAGGCGGGGCCCCAGGACCACGAUCAAAGCCAAGCAGCUGGAGACACUGAAGGCGGCCUUCGCGGCCACGCCCAAGCCCACCAGGCACAUACGAGAGCAACUCGCCCAGGAGACGGGGCUCAACAUGCGGGUCAUUCAGGUUUGGUUUCAGAAUCGCAGGUCGAAGGAGAGACGGAUGAAGCAACUCAGUGCCCUGGGUGCGAGGCGGCACCACUUCUUUCGAAAUCCACGGCGCAUGCGCCCACUCCGAGGGCCGUAUGACGUAGAAAACAACCCGGAUGUCAUGGGCAGCCCGCCGUUUAACUACGACCACGAUGGAGCACCGGGCGAGUACUACCCACAGGGCUACUACGACUUUUUCCCUGGUCACCAGCCACCCCCAGACCACCAGGGAGAGCCACUGGGCUACAUGGGCACCCCAGUCUCUCAGCACAAUCCCCUGACCAGCCUGGAACAGCCGUUGCAUCCCAACAUGGGAGGCCUCCCUCCGGAAGGGGCACAGCAGUUCGGCAUUCCCCACAAGGAGCUGAGUCCGAGUCCGGAGCCGCCCAUGUCUAUGGCGCCCAACGGGGAGGGUUACCGGCAGAGCGACGGACGCUUUAUCGUCACGAGGGCCGGUCUGCCCCACGGAGGACCGUUGAACGGGUACGGCAGGGGUAUGACGCAAGAACUUGUGGGUGAGGUGUGGUGACCCUCACAGACAGAACAAUAACGCCUCACCCAAAGGCAGACUCUAUCAGAGACAGUCUUACUAGACGAUGUGUGCGUCUAUGAGGAGGAUGUAGAUCGCACCGAAUCUGCAAGACAGUUUUAGUCAACUGCUCACAAUCACGCUGCACCUGUAUGCAGUAUGCAUGAGAGGUUCCACACACACAAGCUCAAUUCAGUAACCUCCUGAACUUUGAGGCGCUUGAGAGGUUUUUGCCACAACAAACUGAGGCGUCAGCUUCUGGCCAGGCCAGGAGAAAUGCCUGUGGUCGACACUGAGAUCUAAGUUUAAUGCAGGCAUCAGAAAAAAAAGCUCAUAACAAAUAGACCUCUUCAUUAUUGUGACAUGCCGCACCUCAGAACACACUCACGUCACGCCUAACCUCACGUCAUUGGACCUCAGAGCCACAUGAGGUUACCUCUACCGAAAUCAUUGACAUCAUAUAGCUUGGACAAAAAAUGUGGAGAGUUUGUCAACAUUGUCAACGAAUCUGACUGGGAACCUCGUGCAUGUGGUUUCAAUGGGGAAUGAGGUUCCCCACCUCACGAUUCAACGCAGUUGAGGUGCCUAAACUUUACACAGGCUCAGUUUGUGUUACUAUUUAUUUUCUAGUUUUAAAUUAUUGGGAAAAAAUGGAAAAACGAAACACGAGCAGUAAUUUUUGAGAGAUUUCUCCAAAUUAUGACGUCACCUUCUGCCUUUUAAUUCAAGAGAUGGUGCAACAUUUGGGACAUUUUGUGUAAUUUUCAUUCUUGUUUUCUCGCAUCAUAGUAUUUAAAGAAAGGUCACAAACAUUGUCUGUUUAUGUAUUUAUAAUACAACUCGUACCGUUAUUUCUUUUAGGACAAAGUGGUACUCGGAAAGUUUGGUACAAAAAUGAAACAAUUUAAUUACUGAUUUUUCGAUUGUCUGUUACCAUUAAUGAGAAAAAAUACAUGACCUAGACGCAAACUAUUUCAAAAAUUCCCUUGAAACGGACCAAAUGAGAGUGUGAAGCACUCUUUUCACCUUUAAUUUAGUUUUUGAAAAACGCACUGAUGAAUGUUUUCUUUGUUUCAUUUCGAUAAUUUUAUUAUCAUUCCUUCUAAAAGUUGCUUUCAAUAUUUCUGUUCGACCGAGCAGCUUGGCUCAUCAGAACUUCUUUGUGAAUACAGUGAAAUGUGGAUUUCUGAUAUUUUAACAGUACUUUUAAUUAGUCUCUGUUCAUUCUUAAUGAGUUUCAACGUCUGUGGUACAAUUAAGAGAAAAAAAUUCACAAAAUGUAAACAUUGUAAUGUACAAGAGAACAUAUUUUUUUUCUGGUCAAUGUUCCACCGUCAUUGUUGUACAGAAUAUAGCAAACGUCACGUGAUUGCCAGCCAACCGAAUUUAUAUUCUACAGCACACACCAAAUGCAUUUGGCCAAUCAAAUGGCCGCAAAUGGCCGAGGCCUGACGUAAAUCUGCAGCGUCUUCGCCUUGAUUUUUUGUCAGUUCGUUUUUAUGAAUGGCUAUCGGUUGGCAGGUAAUGUCACGUGUCUCAAAGGGUGACUUGUGAUUGGAUAAUUACUGUUAACAUGUGACUAUUUGGUCUGUCUUUGCUAGGUGGGGACGGAAUAACUGUAUAUUUGUGGCCACUGGUGCAAGAUAAUAAAAAAUGUAUUAUUUAUGUCAAGUAAAACUCAAAA
This is a messenger RNA of Patiria miniata (bat star), 4180 nucleotides long. RefSeq names its product LIM/homeobox protein Lhx5-like. Gene Ontology annotation, cellular component: nucleus. The record is from RefSeq and is a predicted model, not a curated record. The coding region runs from base 1141 to 2496 and encodes 451 amino acids. Gene Ontology annotation, biological process: neuron differentiation; regulation of transcription by RNA polymerase II. The transcript is spliced from 5 exons. NCBI's taxonomy places the organism in Eukaryota, Metazoa, Echinodermata, Asteroidea, Valvatida, Asterinidae. Gene Ontology annotation, molecular function: RNA polymerase II transcription regulatory region sequence-specific DNA binding; DNA-binding transcription factor activity, RNA polymerase II-specific.